Sabethes cyaneus is the source of this 5897-nucleotide messenger RNA. It is a transcript of the gene Nup188, whose product is annotated as nucleoporin Nup188. Gene Ontology annotation, biological process: RNA export from nucleus; protein import into nucleus. The transcript has 7 exons. Bases 102 to 5849 code for a protein of 1915 amino acids. Gene Ontology annotation, cellular component: nuclear pore inner ring. The record is from RefSeq and is a predicted model, not a curated record. Gene Ontology annotation, molecular function: structural constituent of nuclear pore. NCBI's taxonomy places the organism in Eukaryota, Metazoa, Arthropoda, Insecta, Diptera, Culicidae.
GCCGGAUAAUCGAGUGAUUUUUUUGCGUUUAAGUGCAUCAAGGCAUAAAUUAAUCGCAAACGUUAUUCUCGGUUUGGAAUAGAAUUAAUUUUCUACCUACCAUGGAAGAUUCAAACGGUGAAGUGAUUCAAUGGAAGAAAGUGUGGCAGCUAAUCUCUGGUAUCCACUACGAGACUCCGAAUGCUGUUGUUCAAGAUAAACUAAUGGAUGUUUCAAAAGAGCUUACGGAUGGCAUUCUGCUGUACCGGAAGAGCCACGCUGAUAAGGCAUCAGAAGCAAAACUGCAGACUAUGAUGAAGGAGCGUCAUCAGCAAAAGCUAUUUACGUUCGCUACAAAGCUGUAUCAGUAUCUGGAUAUUGAUGCUUUGCAAGCCUGGAACAUCCUUUGCUUUUAUCUGGUCAAUGAAUAUCGGGGACCAGCAACCGCUCUAGCAGAAUAUAUUUCAACCGAAAGUUCAAUGUUGACCUUACUGAAUGAUAUCUGGGCAUAUUACAGGCUGGAACGAAUGAUUAUGCUAAAAAUUACUAAAAAUUUGCUUGAGUUCUGCAACUCAACUAGUCAUCCGUACUGUAGAGAAUACAAAGCUGUUAUCGAUAAGAUUGGUUUAACAAAUUUGAGGAAGUCCUACAUCAAGCAGUUAGAAUAUCUUGUAAACGAGACAAUGCCGCAUAAACUAAUCCCUGGCGAUAUACUGAAUUGUCAAAGCAAGAUGGUUUCCUGGUCUGAGCGCAAAAUGCGGGAGAUAAAUGAAAUUCUGCAUAUACUUCUGCUCAUUAUCAAUCACGGAGGCAUUGAUGCAGAUGAUUUCAGUCAACUGUUCAAGCUGUUCAAACAUCAUUCCUUUGGACGUCAACAGCAGUAUCUGGAUAACACGAAUGAAAUACAUAGUGAUAUGGUGAAGCGAAUUACUUUCAGUGAAUUGGCUAUCGUAUAUCGUGUGUUAGAUGUUAGUGAACGAAAAGAAGAUGAAACAUGGAUAGCAGGAAUAUCGAAAGCACUCGAUGGUGAAAUUGUAGCAUUGCAUCAAUUUCCCGAGCAUGGGCCCCUUCUGCUAGUGUGGAUGCUUUUCAAUUUUCGUUUGACAAGCUGCCUAGAAGAUGACGACAUGUCUAAUCGAUACCGACAGUUUGGUUCCAGGGCUAUACAGCUCGGCGUGUUUCAGUACUUGCACGCACUCGUAACACAUCCAACUUUUGCGGAUCAUAGCUUGGUAUGCCGCAUAACUCGGCGAGCAAUAUUCAACCAUCUUGGCUAUCUAUGUCAGUUAUUCGAUUCGGAUGGAUCUGUUUCACAUCACAACAAAAUCUUCGAUCUACUAGCCGAAUUGUUGCAUAGUCCAUCAAUUGCGUCAGAAUUUUGCAAAAAUGAGGACAAUCCUAUUCGUUCUCUAUUUGAUACAGCGUUGGAAAAUUUUCCUGUAGAUUUUGUCCCAUUAGCAACUAUUGCUCAUGCGCUGGCCUCGUCCGGUAUUACUCAGAACAAAUACGUACACGAUUUGGUGGAGAAUUUACCGGUCUACAGUGAGGUGUACAAUCCUGACCACUACGAUUUGCGUCCAUCGCCGAACAGCGAGGAUGAAUUUGUUCUACUGCGUGACUAUGUACCAUUUCGUAAGAUUGGUUGUAAAAUCCCACACGGAACCAGAACGGUUGUGAUUGACAAACGAACGCAAACGCUGGCUCAUUUCCGAACACGGUUCAAUUUCUUCAGCGCGCUGCACCACGAGAUCAACGAAUUGCUGUCGGACGUGUUGGCAUACACGCAGUUGAACGACGAGCGAAUCAACCGGAUCACUGCCGGGAUCCGCUACUUGGCCGUAGCUGUGAAACGUCUGCAGCAACCUCACGAAAUCAGCUCGGAGAUGGUGCAUCCUACCGAGAUGGUUUUUGAUAUUUUGCUCAAAUUCAAGGUCAUGCAAAAUCCUCCUAUUGAACUGCUGGCCGAGUGUCUUAAUGUUUGUGCCGCGCUGGUACCACUCUUUGAGCCGGAAAUCUAUUCCCGUGUGAUUAAUCUUAAUGUUCUCCCUAGUGUGAACAAUGUCAACCUGGACUAUAAUGAUUACGCAACCGGAACGAGCUUCGAAUCUAGCUUGAUUGGAUAUUAUCUGGUGAAUUAUGAGAAAAAUCUGGGCAAAUAUCGGAUUUUGAAGGCCUAUUUGAAUUUCCUAAAAACCUACACAAAACUAAACAAAAGCAAUGUUUUUGGUGUGGAGUUGCCUGGAUUAAUAUUUUUACUGCGUGAAGUUUUUCCUCACGCUCAUACCUGGCGAUUUGAGCAAGAAGCAGAGCGGCAAAAGAUCUAUGUUUUCAUUUUGCAGUAUAUCUUUGAAAUACUGCAGCUUAGUCCGGAAACCUUGAAGAAUGACCCCGCCAGAAUGGUGUUGCGCAACGUUUGCGUUUAUAGUCUGCUGGAUUUGGACAAUGGAAUGACUCUACUGAAGUUUGUCGCCAUUGGUAAUGGUUAUUUGCAGUCGGUGAUGGAAAGCGAAACAAGCUGGAUGCUGGCACCGGAACAGAGCAUGAAUUUGAUAGUGCAACUUUCUAUGACAAUAUUGAUGCAAAUUCUACGUCUGAAACAUGCAGUAAUUGGCGAUGAUAAGCUGCUAUCUCCUUUAGAAUCGGCAAUUUAUACGCAACCGAAGCAAAGGGAUACCCUUCGGAUAAUUCCUGUGGUAACCGGAUAUAUGAACAAUAUUUUCAACCGAAGAUUGCCUAUUCUCUCUUGUCGACUGUUGAGACGCUUCUCGAUUGAGUUUAGAAUGUCGCUGCUGGCAUGUCUAGACAUGGAGCCAGAUCAAAUUCGGUUAAUUUUUCUACAACGCUUAAGAGAUGACCUAGAGAGCGAUAAUCUGAAAAUUGCUGUCCUCGAAUUUGUAGAAGCUUGUAUUCACAAACAACCGGGUCUAACAGAAGCUUUCUUUAAAAUUCACUACAACGAUGUUAACCGUCUCUUUCUUGGCACAAAACCAGGAAAAAAGAAAACCAUCAGCGAUGGAAUUCCAACCUACAUGGAGGAGUAUCUGGAAGCGAUUGCAAAUGACACGAAAAAACUAGCCAGUCCAUUACUUUCUCGUAUAAUGUCACUGUUUCAUGCACUGUGGAAAAAUAAUAUGCAAAUUCUUUGCAAAGAUUUGCUAGAAAAGAAAACGUUUUGGCAAUCACUUUGCAAUCCGUUGUUUGGUAACAUAAGCGAACACAUCAGAGCUUACAGUCAGCUGUUUAAUAUUCUUGGCAUUGAGCUGUUUAAACUAGACCCAUCCAGUAAAAAGGUGGAUGAAAAUUUGAAAAAAGUGUACGACAGAUUCUUCGACUACGAUGUCUUUGCGCGUUGGGUCAGGUCUGUUUUUGACUUACCCAAAACGAGCGGUGAAACGAAUGAUGACAGUUCAAUGUUUGCUGCAGCGAUCACCGACGAAACACCUGAGUGGCUCAGCCGGUUGCAAUCUUUCAAGGACCUAAUGGUAAUCGUAAUACGUAAAAAAGACUCGGGGAUUUACCUGCCUGAGCGCAGCAAACGAUACUUGGCGAAUCAGUGCUUGGACGUUCUAGUAGAGCGAGCUGAAUAUGCUGAAGACUUUCGUCCAUUCGUAAUUCUUGUUGAAUUAUAUCUGAUAAUCUUAUCCGACUACGAGCAUAAAUAUACGGACAAUGCUGAACAGGACAAUGCCGUUUUAGAUAAAAUACAGCAUCUGAUGAACGCUCUAGCUGUAAAUUAUAAGGAAAUCCACGUUAGGGCAAAGGAAUCCAUUCUGGCAAUAGGAAUACGAAUCGUUGAGCUCCAUGCUGAUCAACUGAUUGAUAGUGACAUGGAAAUUUCAAGUAUUACUCGCUCUGCCGUAGAUAUAGUCUGUUCGGAGAUUUUCGACCUGGAAAUUGCUACAAAAAUAGAGUUGAAGAAUCCUAAUCAAUCGCAUGUUAAAAGCAGGGGUAAAAUUGCUCUCCUUUUGUCACUGAAUCUGUUGAAGAAGUUGAUCCUUGUGUUUGAGGAAAACGAAAGUCCCGCCUCCCGAUGGCAAUGUUGGCUAAUACGAAACAAGCUAUUUCAGCGACUGUUGAGCGUUAUUAACAUAAUGCUGCCAAUGUUUUCCAAGCGCAAAACCACAACCGAAAUAUUGGAACUAUUGGUGGUGCUGGCUAAGAGUAGGUGUUCUGCGGAACUGUUGCAUUGCGAUAUCGGAGACUAUCUGUGGUUGAAGCUGCUCCCGCCGAAGGAAUUGCUACAGAGACCUUACCUGACCGCAAGUGAGGCAGAUAACAAGUGGAAAACCCAAGACUGGUGGCCAAUUUAUACGAAAGGUAUAGAGCUGGUGCGAGUGCUUCUGUCUCAGCACAAACAUAGCUUUUUCCGUGAUGCUAUAUUCUUCGCCGGGAUUCAUGAGGAGUACCUGAUGGAUUCUCUUCUACUGGCAAAGCAAUCAUUGGAAGAAAACGCGGUCCUAUUGAUCAAAGGUACGCUAGAACUGUUGGGCGAAUUGGUUAAUUACGAAAAAGAUUGGCGGCUUGAGCACGGACAAAGCUUGAUUAACUUAAUGCGCUGUGUACAAAUACUAAUGGAUCACGCUGUUUCAUUAUUGUACCGCCCGAAGAUUUCGAAACGUUUGGCAGGUGGUCCAGCAGUAGAGUUAUUUACCGAUCAAGAUGAUCCGAACGCGGUAGACACUUCGGAUGAGCUAGUAACGGUUAUGAAUAAUUUGAUCGAAAUUGUAAAUCUCUGUGCUAAAUGUUUGUUGAAAUUCAGUCCUUCCUUGCUAACACUUCUUUGUGAGGUCAAUUUUUUCCCUGGACAUUACUAUCCGCUGAUUGAAAUUCAAUUUGGCGUUCCAAAAAUGAACUCGGAAAAUUUCUCCCAGCUCAGUUUCGGUACUGUUUUGAGAGCAGUUUGUAUUUUUACUAAGGUGUUGAAUGUGCAACAUUACUCGUUCCAAGAAACACCAUUGAACGACCUGCCAGAUCCAAAACCCUCUGAUAUGGACAGCGUAGAUACUGGAUCUUCACUGUCCAAUUCCGCUUUAGUGCGCUUGAAUAAAUCCGCUCUUGCCGCAGCAGAUGGUUCGACUCGUCAGACACGGACGCCAUUCUCUAAGUCGCUAUCUAUGACUUCUGUGUCUAGCUUCACAUCAACGAAUGCUAUUGCCCUUUCAAAUGAGCUACUGACGCACCUCGACUCAAAACUAUGCAUUAGCGGAUUAGAGUUCAUUUUGACUCUUCUUGCUUCUCAGAGUUUACUGGCAUUGAAAGACACCAAUUUGUCGCAACGCGAAAAACAACUAAUCAAACGCGAACUUAGUACAGAACUACUAAUUUUCCACGAUUUCGUUAAAAAACGUAUUCUCAAGGAUACAAAGGAAAUCCUUGUUAGAAAAAAAUUUGGUUCAGUUCCAAUUUACAACACCAACCAAGAUGAUGAUGACAACCAAACGUCAGACAGCCACAUCCAGGUAUCCACUGCCAUCCAACCGAUGCAACCGAAAAAACCCGAUCGCAAUUUGCGUGUCAACGUAGUCCGAAAGCAACACUUACAGCAAGCCGCAUCAACGUCCACUCCGGUUUCCCAGGGGGCCGUAUCCCGGUCGGACCUGAAUGUUAAACCACUCUCAUCGACACCGGUUCCGCGAGGAAUUCUGAAACCCUCUCCUCCAACGUCGUCUAUAAAGCGAGUGAUGUUUGAUGACGACCACUUUGCCAGAGGCAAGAAAACUUUCGCCUACUCCAGUUUAGAUGAUGAGCCCAUAUUUUUCGAACCGGAGGAAACAAAAUACACCGGAUUGUCGCACGUUCGAAUCGUCGAGGAAGAUUAUCUGCAUUUUCUGUCUAAUUUACUUUUGAUCAUUUCGCAAAGUGAAAGUUGAAUAAUGUUUUGUUAUAUCCUCCUUGGAGACUCAAAUAUAAGGAAUUAA